GCCAUGUUAUACAACAUUCGCCGCGCCGCGCAAGGAAUGGUGACAGCUUAGGAGCAUGGUAUCACAUAAUGCGGGCACUUGUACUGCACUUCGCCAGAUAUAUUUUGCUCGACCUCCUAUUUCCUGGCCUCCCGAUCCAUCAUCCUCCAUACUCCCGCUUCACGACCAUCGUCACGCCCAAUCGUACGCAAAAGACUUUAUCGACAACCAGUCAGCAUAUCGACCGUCCACACUGCGAUGGACUUUGUCUUCCAAGGCCGCAAAGCUGCAAGCUACGCUGGCGGUGGGCACCCGUCCAACCAUUUUGCGGAAAAAGAGCCUCGCUUGAUUUUCAUGUCUAAAGCCUCGUCCAAGGACUUGACGAAAGGUCUGGAUUCCACCGGACGUUCAAGACUCUGGAUGUGCAAAUAUUUGUGCGAAGGCAGUUUCAAUCAUUUCCUCCACGCUGCAGACAUCAAACAGGCGCACGAUUUCGACAUGAGUGGCUACGAAUUCGACGUAGAUCAAAGUCCACUACUCUGCAACAUCGAUGUUGCGGAGCUGUUCGCUCUCUUGAUCACCAUCUUCCCGAACAUCAGCGUGAAUCCGAGCGGCGAUGCAACGAGUACUGGCAAGGUCCCGCUGAUCAAAGGUCUUCGCUGGAAAAUGCUUGAAGGCUGUCUCAUUAGCCAUGCGCUUAGUCUGGACAUUUGUAUUGCCAACAACGUUCCAAUCCGCAAAGAUGCUCGUACCGUAUCCCGCCUGUCUCCAGAAGAGAGACUGAAGACAUGGUUCCAUUUGUACUUCGAGCUGGAUCCGCAAGCCUCGGUGGGUAUGGUUGGGCUCUGGGGUCUGUUCGAAUGGGCCUUUCAACCCUAUCAAGGCAAGCUAGCUCCUAUUGACGAAGAGCAGUUCGUGAAGUGUCUUUUCAAGACCUUCCCGAACGUCAAGAUGGUUUCGGUCACGACCCACUACGCCGUUAUCCAAGGGCUGGGCGUCAACUCUAAGCCCAUCAAGGCAGACCAGGCACUACAGUCGCGGGCGCGAAAGAAGGUUGAGUCGCUGAUAAAGAAGGGGCUGAUCGCGCCGCCCAAAACGGAGUUUGCAAGAAAGCUGCUUGAAGAUCCAUUGUUCAGCCACUGGCUUGACGAGGGCGGAACAGAACCCGAUCCUAUUGCCGAGCGCCUCCCACGGCAACGGACCGAAUCCCUCGCAAACCAGUCUCUGACGAUGACGAGGCUCUCACCGAGGAGGACGAGGAUGAACCCGAGAGUACCCAAACUUACACCACGCGCAACGCGGCGACGGAGAUUGAAGCUGCUCGUGCGCGAUACCUGGCUCAGCCUCCACCGCCAGUCUAUGAGUCGUCAGCCUCGGAACUGCCAGCCAGUAAGCGCAGACGGUAGUACGGUACUGAUGUGAGAUACCAAGAGCAUUCAAGCUCGCCGUUGGAUGACUUGGCUACAGCUCUAAUGCAUUUCGGAUGGCAAAGGGCAUCAAUGUCAGUACUCGCGCGGACUCGCAGUCCAUCUGACGAUCUCGCGACUACCCAACCAACAGCAUAAUGUAGAGACGCUUCACUAAUCAACACACGCAUUCAUAUCACUCUUGU
This is a messenger RNA of Neohortaea acidophila, 1591 nucleotides long. RefSeq lists its product as uncharacterized. Lineage: Eukaryota; Fungi; Ascomycota; Dothideomycetes; Mycosphaerellales; Teratosphaeriaceae. The record is from RefSeq and is a predicted model, not a curated record. The coding region runs from base 238 to 1401 and encodes 387 amino acids. The transcript is spliced from 3 exons.